Molecule: messenger RNA, 2028 nt
Organism: Vespa crabro (European hornet)
Lineage: Eukaryota; Metazoa; Arthropoda; Insecta; Hymenoptera; Vespidae
Product: phospholipid-transporting ATPase ABCA3-like
Exons: 12
Coding region: 1-2022 (673 amino acids)
Biological process (GO): lipid transport; transmembrane transport
Cellular component (GO): intracellular membrane-bounded organelle; membrane
Molecular function (GO): lipid carrier activity; ABC-type transporter activity; ATP binding
Source: RefSeq, a predicted model, not a curated record
AUGAAUAAUCGUUGGAUUACAAGAUCAAGAUCGUCUAAACCAAAUAAUUUUUUUACAAAAUGGAGAAUACUCUUUUGGAAAGAUAUACUUAUAAGAAAGCAUAGCAUAAUCAUCACCAUUUUGGAAAUUGUAAUACCUAUUAUUUUUUGUUUACAAAUUCGAUUAAUAUUCCAACCAUUACCUCUUCAUAUGAAGGAAUUAGAUAUGUAUACGAAAAAGGACAUAAUUGAUAAAUUACCACAUGAUGUAGAAUAUUGGUAUGCGCCACAAAAUGAUUUUACCGAUGAUUUGAUGUCACGUUCUUCACGUAUACUCAAUAUAAAAAUACAACCAGCUGACAGUGAAAAGAGUCUUAUUGUGUUGCAUUAUUCAAAAAAUAUAUCUACCAAAGCAUUAUGGGCAAUCUUUGAAGUAAACAAAGAUGGACGACCGAACACUUUAAAUUACAAAAUUCGUUCCUCAGAGAUCGGCGAAAGUAAACUUAUGAUGCACGAUGAAGAACCGUCUUAUAAAGAUCCUUACAUCUGGAGCGGUUUCAUGGCAUUUCAAAUGGCAAUUGAAAAUUCUUUUAUCGAUAUGUGGAAAAAUUCACAAAUUUCUCCUAUAGGAGAAAACUUGACAAUAACUCGUUAUCCUUAUUAUAAGAUUGAUUUUCUUAUAAUACAAAGUAUCGUUUAUCCGAAUAUUAAUGUUAUUUAUUACAUGACUGUGAUAGCUUUUCUUCUUUUACCAAUGGCAAGUCUGCAGAAAAUGAUUCACGACAAAGAAACUGGUUUCAGAGGUCUUAUGAGAUUAACAAAUAUGUCAUUUACCGUCAUGUAUCUCGGUUGGUUAAAUUAUUUGAUGAUUUCUUGUUUGCCAGUCGGAAUAGCAUGUACCAUAUUACUCUAUCCAAUAUUCAUGAAUUCUUAUUUAAUAACGAUUUUUCUUUUUAUUACCAUGUAUAUUAUUCUCUCGACAUUAGUUGUCUUUGCCGUUGGAACUUUCUUUCGAUAUUCAAUGAAAGCGAUAUUGAUAUCACUCUCAAUUUGGGUAUUUCUAUCUUAUUUUACUAUUGUUCUGGAUGAAUUCUUGGUAACAGCUUCUCUAACUUGGCGUAUUGUAUCGUUGAUUUUACCACAUAGUGGUUUACUUUAUGGAAUUGUGGCAUUCGCAUCUAGAACAGAAAUUGAUAAAUAUUUAUUAAAUUCAUUGAAAGAAUUUUUAAUUAUCAAUGGAACUCAAUCAUACAUUAAUUUAUCAUCCCCAAUAUCGACAAGGGAGAUCUCUGAGACAACAAACAAUGAAUACGAAAUUAUUUAUAUAAAAGAGAAAAUAUCUAUUAAUAUAAUUUUGAUAUCUUGGAUUCUGCAUAUUAUUUUUUGGUUAUCUCUUACAAUAUAUUUAGAUAACAUUAAUCCUGGUCAAUAUUGGAGUGCUAAACCAUGGUACUUUUUAUGUAAGAGAGCUCAUCCAAAAAAUAUAUAUUACAAGUAUAAAUUACGAGGUUCCACAAAUUGGUCAGCUGUGGAAAGAAUCCCAUCCUUCAUAAAGUCAUCAAUCUUAAUACGAUGUGCCACUAAAAAAUUCGGUACAUUUGGCAAUAGUUCUACAAUUCUGAACGAAGUUACCAUUGACUUUUAUCAAAAUGAAUUCAGUGUAAUACUUGGAAACAAUGGUUCUGGAAAGAGCACUCUAUUAAAACUUAUAACAGGAAUAUAUAGUCUUUCGGAUGGUGGUAUUUAUGUGCAAGGAAGAGAUUUCAAUGAGGAUAUAAAUAUCACAAAUUUCUUUGGUUACUGUCCUCAAGAGAAUAUUUUAGUCAAUUAUAUGACAACUGUUGAGCAUCUCUACAUAUUUGGAAUGAUGAAAGGAAUGACAUAUAAAGAUGCUUAUGCCAAUGCGUUGGAAUUAUUAAAAAAGCUUAGAUUAGAGUCUGUGAAGAAUAAAAAAUUAAAAGAUUUAUCUAAUGGCAUGCAAAGACGUAUUUGUCUGGGAAUGGCCUUAAUUGGAGAGUCUCAAGUAUUUAGAAAAAAGAAAUGAAUGAUU